AUGUCGCGGAAUGUUGGCACCGAGGAGGAGUGGGAGGACUGCGAAGGCGUAGAGGAAGAUGAAGAAGAAGAAGACACGACUAUCAACAACUCUGACGUGGUGAUGCGCUACAAGAAGGCGGCUUCGUGGUGUAAUGAGACGCUGCAGCAGCUGCUUGAAUCCAUCAAACCUGGUGUGACUGUGUGUGAACUCUGUAAGCUGGGCGACGACAUCAUCGCUAAGAAGCUAAAGACGAUGUUUAAGGGCACGGAGAAGGGCGUAGCUUUCCCCACAUGCAUUUCUGUGAACAACUGCGUCGCGCACAACAGCCCUGCGCCUGGCGAUGAGACGGCAUCGCAAGAGAUCAAGCUCGGUGACGUGGUGCACAUUGACCUCGGCAUCCAUGUUGAUGGCUACUGUGCGCAGGUGGCGCACACGGUGCAGGUGACAGAGAACAACGAGCUUGGUGUUGACGAGAAGGCCGCGAAGGUGCUAGCCGCUACGCACAGCAUCCUCAACACCGCCAUGCGCAAGAUGCGACCGGGCGUCAACGUGUACGAGGUGACAGAGGUCAUUGAAAAGGCCGCCGCCCACUACGGCGUGACCCCCGUCGAUGGUGUCCUCUCGCACAUGGUGAAGCGCUACAUUGUGGACGGCUUCCGCUGCAUCCCGCAGCGCAAGGUCGCGGAGCACCUCGUGCACGACUACACGCUCGAGGCGGGGCAGGUGUGGACGCUCGACAUCGUCAUGAGCUCCGGCAAGGGCAAGCUGAAGGAGCGUGACGCGCGCCCGAACGUAUACAAGGUGGCGCUGGACUCUACUUAUACCAUGAAGAUGGAGUCGGCGCGCGAACUGCAACGCGAGAUUGAGGCCAAGUACCAGACAUUCCCCUUCGCGCUGCGCCAAUUGGAGACGAAGAAGGCGCGGCUAGGGCUCACAGAGAUGGUGAAGCACAACGCGGUUGUGCCCUACCCCGUUCUCUAUGAGAAGGAGGGUGAGGUCGUUGGCCACUUCAAAAUGACGCUGCUCAUUACCAACAAGAGGAUUGAGCCGGUGACCGGCAUUAAGCUGCAGAAGGCGCCGGCGCUGCCACCCUUCACUGAUGAGCUGCUGCUGGCGACGAGCAAAUUACCUCUUUCACUGGAGGAGAAGAAACGCAAGAACUAG
Molecule: messenger RNA, 1146 nt
Organism: Trypanosoma grayi
Lineage: Eukaryota; Euglenozoa; Kinetoplastea; Trypanosomatida; Trypanosomatidae
Product: putative aminopeptidase, putative,metallo-peptidase, Clan MG, Family M24
Exons: 1
Coding region: 1-1146 (381 amino acids)
Source: RefSeq, a predicted model, not a curated record